AUGCAGGCUGCUCUGCCAGACACAGGCGAUGGGGCCCGGACAAUGCGCCAGCACGGAUGGCAGCCGACAACCAAUCUCUCUGGUAAGACGGUCGUGCCUCUCGCCCUGUCUGCCGGCCUUUCUGGCAUCUCGCCUGCCAUCUUCUGCCAUCCGCCUGCUCUGCCCGUGCUGAUUUCCCGCCCGCAGGUGCAGGCAUUUUCUUCUGGUGCAUUCUGGCCAGAGAUCUCCCGUCAAAAAGCCAUCGACCUCGGAGUCGCCGCCGUCAACACUGCCAAUACCGUCCCCUGCUGCGUCUGGUAUGUUUCUCCGGCCCUCUCCCUGCACGCGAUCAUGGCUGCAUGCUUUUUCCCGUCUUUCUCGCCGUCCCGGCCUGGAUCGGUGCCGUCGUUGGCUGCGGCUCUCCGCCCAAGUUAUGGCCCACUGCCUCCCAAAACUGCCCGUGGGCUCCCUGUCACCGCCGUCUUCUCCCCCCUUCCCGACUCGCACCUCGCCCUGGCCGAGUCCUCUUGCUCGCACCUGCUCUGGCUUCUUCGUGUUUUGCUGACGUCGCUGCCAUUCUGCAGAACCUGCCAGACAUCGGUCUCUGCGCUCCCGAUCUGCGCCGGCCUAAUCCAAGCCAGAGCGGAAAAGAGAGAAACAGAACACGAGACUCAGGAGAGGCGGGCACUGAGAGUGGUCGCUGCUGCUGCCGCUGCUGCUUGCUGGCUGGGCCACUGUGUCGGCCCCAACCGCUGCUCAUCUUCAUCGCCGCUGCCAUUUCGACCCAAACCGGCCCAUUCACCUUUCCCAUCUCCCCAUCUUUCCCAUUGUCCGUCGGCCGCUCGUGCGAUGGAAUACAACCAUACUGCCCACAGCCCUGGGACCCCUGCAGCCAUGUCGGCCACAGGCGCCACCCCACGGCCGUCUGAUCCCAAGACGGUCCGCUUCCAGCUCAUCACGCCCGACUCACCGCACACUACCGCCCGUCUGCCAAUGCGCGUGCAAAUCUACCCCCACGAUGCCACAGACUCCAUCGUCACCACGGUCAAGAACUUCUACGGGCUCUACUCGAGCCCGACCAGCUCCAAGGGCGUCAGCUUUGAGGACGAGGCCGGCAACACCAUGAUUGCUCGCUACGAGAACUUCCGCGACAACAUGGUCGUCUACGUCCGCGUCAUUGAGGAGCCGGCGCUCUCGCCCAGUGCUUUUGCCACCCGCAGCUACCGUUCGCCGCCUGCUGUGGCCGCUGGCGAGCACUACGACGAGCAGGCCCGUGAUCUGGAUGCUCCUUACCACCCGUCCUAUGCUCCCCUGCAUCACCACCACCACCUCCACCACCACCACAACGACGACUUCAUCUCGCGCCCCGGCUCCCGCACUUCGCGCAAGCGUAGCCUGUCGCCCAACAGCGCUCGCGGCCGUCGGAGCGACUCGGCCAGCACCAAUUCCAAGAACCGGUCGCGCUCUUCCAAGAACCGCGGCAUCGCCGGCAACGAUGCGUACGGUGGCGACAGCCUGAACGGCUACACUAGCGGUGAUGGUGCGCCUGGCUCUGCCACCGGCCGUAUCAAGGAGCAGCAGCCCAUUGGCAACACCGAGAUCAGCGUCGAGAACAUUGUCGAAGGCGGCCGCCGCAAGAGGGCCAAGUUUGAGAGCUCAGAACUGCCCUUGUUUGCUCCGCCCCAGAUGCCUGCUGCGACUUCCAACCCAUCUGUCUCGCCUGCCCGCCGUUCGGACCACCGGCCGUCGCUCCCCUUUGUCUACCCCGGCCAGAACCCGUUUGCCGGUGCCGGUGCCCUGCACUCGCCGCAGAGCCAUCACACACACUUUGGACAGAGCGGCAUAUAUGCUACUCCCGGCUCGGACGGCCGCCGCACGCGUGCCAGCAUCGGCUAUUCGAGUGUCGGUGCCGGCAUGGGCGUCCUUCCCACUCCCGAUCCGACGGUCAGCUCCGUGUCGGAAGAAGACAAGGAUGUGGCCAUGCAGCUCAUGCGCCUGGGCGAGAUGUCCAACUUCUCGUACGGCCGUACGUCGACCUCGACGCAAGACGACACCUUCAGCGGCAGAGCAGAUGCGGCGUCGUCCACGGGCGCCACGAGCGACUCGGACAGCGACUGUGACUGCGACAGCAGCCUUGGUGGCGGUGAUUCGGACGAUGCGCAGGUCAAGCGCAAGCUGAAGCCGGACGUGGACGGCAUGAGCCGGAAGAUCUACCAGUCGGUGGAGAGCGGCUACGGUGGCGACAUUGACGUGGACGAGAAGAUCAAGUCGCCCGUGCCGACGCCGGUCUCGGUGCCAGUGCCGGGACUGAUGGCCGCACCCAAGCUCAAGAAGACCACAGCCAAGACAGCAUCAGCCUCCAGCGGUGGCGCCGUGAAGCCGCCACGGGCACAGACGGCGAAGCCGAAACCAAAGACGGCCAAGGCCAAGGCCGCCGGGAGUUCUGCGGCACAGAACGGGAGCAAGGCGAAAAAGACGAACGCCAUUGCCCCGGGCGUGCCAAUGUCGCCGGCAUCGAUGCCAGCGUCACGGAAGCUGUCGGUUGCGUCCAACGGCGGUGGCGUCCCGAUUGCGGCAGCGACGGCUGCCAGCAGCGGUGGUGCCGGGGACGAGGAUAUUGCGGACCUGUCAAGCAAGCCACGCUGUCAGCGAUGCCGCAAGAGCAAGAAGGGCUGUGAUCGCCAGCGGCCCUGUGGUCGGUGCCGGGAUGCCGGGAUCCCAGCAGAGCUCUGCAUCAGUGAAGACGAGGGUAACGGACGCAAGGGCCGCUAUGGCCGGCACAUGGGCGUGCCCAUUAAGAAGGACACUGCUGCUGGCGCUGACUCUCCCAUGCAGCCGCCGCCGCUGCCGCUGCCGUCUGCCGCUGUUGCUGCUGCCGCUGCUGCAAUCUCGGCUUCGGCCGUGUCGGCAGCCGUCUCUCCGGCUCAGUUGCCCCAAUCGGUCUCGCAUCCGGCAUACCAGCUGCCCCCGAUCAGCUCGCUGGGCCAGCUGGGCCAGCAGCAGCCGCUACUGCAGAAGUCGCUGUCCUCUCUUCUUCCGCCGGCCCCGAUCUCGGCCACACCCAUCCUGGCUCCGACCAUUCCCGCCAUGGCCAUGGCGAGCGCCGACAAGAACAAGAAGCGGAAGCGGUGA
Messenger RNA from Grosmannia clavigera kw1407, 3111 nucleotides. RefSeq names its product c6 zinc finger domain containing protein. The record is from RefSeq and is a predicted model, not a curated record. Gene Ontology annotation, biological process: regulation of DNA-templated transcription. Bases 1 to 3111 code for a protein of 1036 amino acids. Gene Ontology annotation, molecular function: DNA-binding transcription factor activity, RNA polymerase II-specific; zinc ion binding. NCBI's taxonomy places the organism in Eukaryota, Fungi, Ascomycota, Sordariomycetes, Ophiostomatales, Ophiostomataceae. The transcript has 4 exons.